AGGGAAAGUGCUGCGUUCAAGCUGGACGACACACUAAAGUUUAACGUACAAGUCCAGUUUUGUUCACAUUUUGUAUUGGGAAUUGCGUGGACGACGAGUGAAAGGUUUUAAAAGUCGUUGAGGUUUGAGAAGAGGAAGUAGUUAUGGCAAUGCAAAUGCGCGAUCGAGAGAGUGUAGGAAAGGUGUCUGAGUGGCAGUCAACAUAUUAUGCAACAGAUUCAGGAAUCCAAUCAGGGGCCACUACAGUGCGCACAGAUGAUGGCUCAAAUUUCCACAAGAAAUACACUCUUACCACCACAGGUAAAGAGAACCCUGCAGCCUUGGACUCUCAUUACACCAUGACCCGGGCCAACCGAGUGAGGGAGGCUAUGUUUCCUGAGACGAUGAUGGGAGAAACAACCCUUUUGUCCACACAGCUGGACCCAUCCCAGCUGACCAACGUGCAAAAGCUGGCUGAACCCUCUCAGCUCCUUAAGACAGCCAUCAUGCACCUGAUCAACUACCAAGAUGAUGCAGAACUGGCAACCCGCGCUAUACCAGAGCUCACCAAACUGCUCAACGAUGACGACCAGGUGGUGGUGAACAAAGCUGCACAGAUUGUAAACCAGCUAACACGGAAGGAUGCAUCACGCCGUGCUCUGAUGCAGUCACCACAGAUGGUGGCAGCUGUGGUGAGGGCCAUGCAGAACACCAGCGAUUUGGAGACUGCACGUGCCACAGCCAGCAUUCUGCACAAUUUAUCACACCAGCGUGAGGGUCUGCUGUCCAUCUUCAAAUCAGGAGGCAUUCCAGCUCUGGUUCGCAUGCUCAGCUCUCCAAUGGAGUCCGUGCUGUUUUAUGCCAUCACCACACUCCACAACCUGCUUUUACACCAGGAGGGAGCCAAGAUGGCUGUGCGUCUUGCGGAUGGUCUGCAAAGGAUGGUACCACUGCUAAAGAAGAGCAACCCCAAGUUUCUGGCAAUUACCACAGACUGCCUUCAGCUUCUGUCUUAUGGCAACCAGGAGAGCAAGUUGAUAAUCCUGGCUAACGGUGGUCCUGAGGGUCUGGUGCAGAUCAUGAGAAACAACAACUAUGAGAAGCUGCUGUGGACCACCAGCCGCGUGCUAAAAGUACUCUCUGUGUGUCCUAGCAACAAGCCGGCCAUCGUUGAGGCUGGUGGAAUGCAGGCUUUGGGGAAGCACAUCAAUAGCACUAGCCAGCGACUCACACAAAACUCUUUGUGGACUCUAAGGAACUUGUCUGAUGUUGCCACCAAACAGGAUGGUCUGGAGGGACUGCUGCAAGUCCUGAUUGGCCUCCUUUCCACAGACGACAUGAACAUGCUGUCAUGUGUCUCUGGCACCCUGUCAAAUCUGACUUGCAACAAUGGACGCAACAAGGCGUUUGUGACCCAGAGUAACGGAGUGGAGGCCCUGAUCCAUUCACUGCUGCGUUCAGGAGACAACCAAGAUGUGACUGAGCCGGCCACCUGCACACUUCGUCACCUCACCAGUCGCCACCCAGAUGCAGAACAGGCACAGAACGCUGUGCGCUUACACUACGGCAUCCCAGCUAUCGUCAAGCUUCUUAACAAACCCUACCACUGGCCUGUUGUUAAGUCUGUGGCUGGCCUGAUUAGAAACCUGGCACUGUGUGAUGCCAAUCAAGCACCUCUUAGAGAUGCGGAUGCCAUUUCCAAACUGGUUGCUCUGCUAAGAAGCGCCCACCAGGAUGCUCAGAAACACGGUUCAACCAGUCAGCAGACAUUCCAGGAUGGUGUAAGAAUGGAGGAGAUUGUGGAGGGCUGCACAGGAGCACUGCACAUCCUGGCCAGAGACCCCUAUAACAGAAAUAUGAUAGCUGAUUUAAACACCAUUCCACUGUUUGUGCAGCUGCUGUAUUCUCCGGUGGAUAACAUAAAGCGAGUGGCAGCUGGGGUUCUGUGUGAGCUGGCGCUGGAUAAACAAUCAGCCAUGGCAAUUGAUAAUGAGGGAGCAUCAUCUCCACUUAUGGAACUGCUGCACUCCAACAACGAGGGCAUUGCUACGUAUGCGGCUGCAGUGCUCUUCCGCAUUUCCGACGACAAGAGCGCCGACUACAAGAAGCAUGUGUCUGUGGAGCUCACCCACUCUCUCUUCAAACACGACCCUCAGUCAUGGGACAGGGCUCACCAGGGGACAUUAGACCUUGGUUAUGAUCAAGUAGCGGAAGGGUUUGGAUAUGAAGCUGGGCCAGACCAUCAAUAUUAUGAUGAUGAUCAACACUACCCUGAUGCUUACUAACAGGUUACUACAAUGGUGAAUUUGAGGAGUGGAACGGCUCUCUUGCGGCUAUUACUUCAGUUUGAGAAGUUACUGGCUGUAGUUGCAGCUGGAUUGCUGUGCUCACUGGCGCUGCACACACACUACUGUACUAUUUGCAACUAUCACUGUGUUGUGAGGGGUGGGAUUGCAUAUUACUUAAUACUGCCUACUGAUAACUGCAAUGGCACACUUUGACUUACCUUUGUAGAAAAUGUAUUUUAGGGUUCUUAUUGGGUGUAAACACAUUGGUGGCAAGAGGACUGGGAACCUGCCAAAGAGAUUUUAGAGUUAUAUUGAUAAUCAUGCUUUUACUACUAUGUUUUUACUACACUCUUGACUGUUAAAAUGCUGGCCACACUGAUUAAACAGGGCAGAUCAGCUGAGUUUGGACUUUCCACUUUGUUGUCAUGUAAUGGGCUGACAUUGGAUUUAAGGGAAUUACGAAUGCAAACUUUUUUUAUUUUGCUAUAAACAAGACAAAAAGGCAAAGCUGGAACUAAAGCAUUAGCACUGUGCUAUAUAGGACAAUAUAUCAAUGUUAACCCAUGUUUUUAAUAAUGCUAGAAUUGUGAUCAUGUUUUGACCUGCAGGAAAAAGUUUUAAUAAAAUAUUGAUAUCAAGUUGCAGAUUUAAUAACUUUAAUUCAUAGAAAUGUAACGGUGACUUUUUUUCCAUUGUGACCACAUAAAAGAUGAACAUCUUAAAUAAUUAUAUUUUAUACUGUCAUACCAUGCUUUUGGUUUUUUUUUUUUUAUCCAAUCACCUUGACUGCUGCAGCUUUAUAUACUGAGCUUGUUCAUACUUGUUUUUCUUACAACACUUUUAAAUGUUCUAAGAUGUAUAAAUAUUGUUUUAAAAGUUCAACUUCACACAAGUUUGAGAUUGUAUUUGCUUUUGCUUUUUACUACAUAUAAAUGUAAUGAUUGUAAAGGACAAGCACUAACAUGCCCAACAUUUAUGGAAUUCCUUUGCAUCAAAACAUUCAUUACAUUUAUAAUUAACAGAUUAAGGGAAUAGAGUGACAUACAGUUGUUAUAAUAGUGUUUCUAUAUCGAACUUUGUAACAAGAAAAUAAAACCAGUUACUAACUGAA
Molecule: messenger RNA, 3378 nt
Organism: Trichomycterus rosablanca
Lineage: Eukaryota; Metazoa; Chordata; Actinopteri; Siluriformes; Trichomycteridae
Gene: jupa
Product: junction plakoglobin a
Exons: 16
Coding region: 144-2264 (706 amino acids)
Biological process (GO): positive regulation of transcription by RNA polymerase II; canonical Wnt signaling pathway; cell-cell adhesion
Cellular component (GO): adherens junction; cytoplasm; nucleus
Molecular function (GO): nuclear receptor binding; alpha-catenin binding; transcription coactivator activity
Source: RefSeq, a predicted model, not a curated record